UUUUUUUCUUACGAAUAACCAAAACACGCUUUUUUCUUUUUCUUCUUCAAGGGAGUUUAGGCUCAGUCUGGGUUGAAAAGUCAAAACGUAUUUAAAGCCUUAACUUUUUUUUUCUAUUUCUAUUUCUUUACUUUUUCCUUUUUUCUUUUCUCUUUUCUUUUUUCUACUGUUGUUUUAUCAUAUCUUUUUAUUAUUACUGUUGAUACCAUACUAUUACUGCCUUUAUACUAUUACUACUGUUAUUAUUACUAGUUACUACUACAAUUACUUACAAUGGAUAUCAAAAACUUACUUUGUCCUCAUGUCACUGAUCAAGUAAUGCUUGAAAAAAAUAAUUACCUUUAUAACUCGUGUUAUUCUUCACCGUCAUCCUUAUCUUCAAGUCCAUCAUCAAGUUAUGCAUCACCAUUACCCAUACUAGCUUCACCUCCCAAUUCACCUUCUAUGAAACAACAAAGACAACAACGUCGCGUUACUACUCAGACUCGGACACCAUGGUCAUCAGAAGAAGAUUUUUUACUACAGAAAGGAUAUAGUCAAGGAUUAUCAUGGGCUAUGAUUUCAUCUACCUAUUUACCUCAUCGAUCUCGUGGUUGUUGUUGGGGACGAUUCAAGACCUUGCAGGCUAAGGCCUUGGAACAACGUGAAUGGUCAGAUCCUGAAGAUCGAUUACUGUUAUUGGCGGUCAAGAAACAUGCAAAGUUAUUCAAACAUGCUUGGAAAUCAGUAGCAGAUGAUAUGGGUCAACGAACUUGGCGUGAAUGUGAAAUCCGAUCUUUCAAAUUGGGUAAUAUGGUUCGAAAACGACAACAUCCUCAACAUCUUCAACAUCUUCGUCAUCAUCAACAUACUUCUUCCAUUUGAAACCAAGAUAUUACUAUUAUCAAAAUGGUGAAACUGUUGAACGGAUAUCCC
Halteromyces radiatus is the source of this 915-nucleotide messenger RNA. RefSeq lists its product as uncharacterized. The transcript has a single exon. The record is from RefSeq and is a predicted model, not a curated record. Lineage: Eukaryota; Fungi; Mucoromycota; Mucoromycetes; Mucorales; Cunninghamellaceae. Bases 274 to 864 code for a protein of 196 amino acids.